AUGUCCGCAUCGAACAUCCGGGUAUUUGUACAAUGGAAGGAUUCUACAGUGUUCGCUGGCGAAGACAUAGAAUGCACUAUUACCUUUAAAAAUGUAGCCCCUCUCCAAGGACACGACCGCUCCCCCACACGCAGGCCGAAUGGCUUUGCCAUGGGAGGAGAGCGCCAGCGCAAGCUUAAUGUCCCACCCGUUCACUCGUCAACGCGGCCCUCCGUCUCUCGCAAUUCAUCCUUCGCCUCGCAAUUACCGCCGUCAAAUGUUCGUGGACAUGGCCCUGCACUAUCCCUAUACACGCCAUCAACAACUGGAGGACGCGCAUCGGCCGUGCCACCGAGCUCAGCACAUGGCAACGGCAAUAGUAAUAGCAAUGGUAAUGGCAAUGGCAAUGGCAAUAUUUCUUCACCGGGCCAUCGCUCAGCCACACACCCCUCUCCACUCUCUGGUGAAGCCUCCUCUCCGAGAAUCCAUGAGCCCGCCGACUUUGCCUUUCCUGCGCGUCGGAAUGGAAGACGACCAGGCGUCACGACAACCCCAAGUACCCCAGCUCUACCAGUCACAGGACGAAAACCUUCAAAUUCCUUCUCACACAGCUUCAAAUUCCCCGCCGCACCUCCACCUGAAGAUGUGUCGCAACCACAACCACAAACCAACAACAGCCCUCCCAAGCUCCCGAUACAUGUACGACGUAACUCUCCACAGCCACCUCCUGACAGCCAAAAACCGCUUGGGCACUCCAAUGCUGAAUCACUUUCGCCGGUUGCCCGGAUUAUAUCUGGUUCAAGCUUGAAUGACACUCCGCGUAGCAGUGGAGAGUUCUACUCCAUGAGCAACAACUCCAACGAGACAAUGGCUUCAGAAUAUGCGGCCCAUCCUUCAGCACGCCUAUUACCCCGACCCUUACAUCAACGACGACUAUCGCAUUUGGUCCCGCCAAGCAGACAGGCCCAGCCAGAGUCAAUCAUGAUGGGGUACGCGCAGAUAAUGGGUUCAUUUACCCUGGAUGGAUCUCUCAUCAACCAGGCACCUUUUGAAGAAGUAAAGAGAAAGGGUGUACUUGGUGGCCAGGGCUCAGGUGGUGUCGUGGGCGUUGAAAAGACGAAGCGCGAAAGCGGACUGUUUGGUGCAUUGGGCUGGGGCAAUAUCGGAGAGUCUUUGGGUGGACUGUUGGGCCCUUCAGAACCAUCCAGUAUCCGGGAAAUGAGAGGUAUCGCCAGCUCCAAGACCGUCCCUCUCAUCACGACACCGCAGUCCAUCCUGUUCGUCGAUUUGAAGCUCGCGCCUGGGGAAAGCCGCAGCUACAAGUACAGCUUCACGAUACCACGGGGUCUGCCACCUUCGCACAAAGGACGAUCCAUGAAGGUGGCAUACAAUCUCACCAUUGGUACACAACGCGCAGGUUCGACCAAAGAACAACAAGUAAAGCAUGUGGAUAUUCCGUUCCGAGUCUUUGGCAGCGUAAACAGUCGUGGCGAAAUCCUUGGGCACGAUCUUAUGUCCCCAUACAUCAUGCUACGGGAUCAAGCACGAACAUCAAGCAUUGAUCCCUCGACAAGCGCAAAGUCCUCUCCGACCAAGAAGAGUGCUCCAUCCGGCAAGCCAGAUGAAAACACAUUUGGCGAAUUCCUUGAAUACGUCGACAAUCUUCUUGACCGCCCGCAACAAAACUCUAGUAUGGGCUUGCUGUCGCCCACGGGCACCAUGCCUGGUCGGUCAUCUUUCGGUGAAGAGCCCCAGACCAUGAAAGAGGUUAUCGAUACAGCGAUUUUGCGCAGUAAUUUGACCGGUGCAGCCAAUCAAAGCGCCAAUCGAUUUGAGAUAGCUCGCAGUGGUCGUCGUGUAGCAGUCAUCAUGCUAGCUCGACCCUCAUAUCGUCUGGGGGAGACAAUGACCGCGGUAAUAGACUUUACAGACUCACACAUCCCGUGUUACUCGAUCCAGAUGUCGCUCGAGACGUCUGAAAAGGUUGAUCCAGCCAUAGCACUUCGAUCUAACGCCUCAAUUUACCGAGUUACGAAGAAGGUGCACGCAUCGUUUUCUGAAAAUGCGCUUUUUGCCCAGAAACUUGCAUUCUCGCCCACGAUACCCCCAAAUGCGACGCCGGAGUUCAUCACCAGUGGAGUGAGUCUCGAGUGGAAACUAAGGAUUGAAUUCAUCACGCCGCGCUUGACGCAUGAGGAUGGCGGACAAGCGACAUGGGAUGAUCUCCUCGAAGAGAUAUCUAGCGACGAUCGGGGUACCAUACUGGCCGCUGCGCAACGGUUACCGGCAGAGAGCUUUGAGGUUCAAGUUCCGAUCCGUGUUUACGGGGCAGUGAGCGGGGCGCCGGAGGCCCUUGAACCAGAUGGUCUCCCAGUGGAUCAUCGUCAAGCGCCACCAAAAUCUCUUCUCGAAAUACACAUGCACAUUAAGAGAGACGGCAACUUCCUCCACCACUCUCAGUCCAUCGCCAACGGGAACCAUUAUCGACAACCUCAUCGUGAACUACCUCAUAUUGUGCACAUCUUCCCUCUCGAGCAGAGCCCCUACCAGGAACAUGAGCGGUCCCUCGAUAUCAAAAUGAGGGUAAAGACAGAUGAAUUUGAGGAUCUUAUCAACCGUCUAGAGGAGAGUACUCUUAAAAUAGCCGAGGCGAUUGAGGUUAUCGAGAACCGUGAGUUCACCUUUUUUGACAUUGAAGCCCCUCAACCCAACCCACCUAGCACCGAGGCCCCUCAGCCCACCUCCACUACAACCAGUUUCUUCGAUUUCAACAAGAUCACAUGGAUGACAGUCGCAUCGGCCGACUUCCUAGCCUUCCGCUACCGCCACGAAAUCCGCAUCAUCGGCCGCGCAGUCGUAGCAGGAGCGCACCUCGUCAUCGAGCACUGGGAACAGCGACAGUGUCAGAUUCAAAUCGAGAAAGAAGAGGAAGCUAGGUUCAAGAAGGAGGAGGAAGAAGCUGAGCUGUUUUUGGAAAUGUUGGUGGAGACGGAAAGGGAUAGGCAGAUCCGGAAUGCGGCAAUGGCGCGCCUUUGGCAUGAGACACGUUCGCAGGAUAUGCUGGACUUGGAGUCAGGGUCUUCGUCUUGGGGGACGACGAUGUCUGAAUCUUCGCGGGAUCAUGAGUAG
This is a messenger RNA of Pyrenophora tritici-repentis Pt-1C-BFP, 3108 nucleotides long. RefSeq names its product Rgp1 domain containing protein. The record is from RefSeq and is a predicted model, not a curated record. Gene Ontology annotation, biological process: retrograde transport, endosome to Golgi. Gene Ontology annotation, cellular component: Ric1-Rgp1 guanyl-nucleotide exchange factor complex; Golgi membrane. NCBI's taxonomy places the organism in Eukaryota, Fungi, Ascomycota, Dothideomycetes, Pleosporales, Pleosporaceae.